Acanthoscelides obtectus is the source of this 477-nucleotide messenger RNA. The record is from the annotation of a GenBank genome assembly. Lineage: Eukaryota; Metazoa; Arthropoda; Insecta; Coleoptera; Chrysomelidae.
AUGAAAGUAAUAGAGAAGUGGGGAAGCAUCUACAAGUUGGGAGUUGAUGUUCCUGUACAGGACUGGAAGUCAACAGUUCAGAUAGUUAUGAAACCAACAUCACAGUGGCAUUUCAAGUUGCAAGUGUCCAAACGCAUCAUAAUUUCAAAAACUGAAACCGGUUAUGCAGUAAGAGGUGAAAGUUUCUAUAAGAAUGACAUGGACACCAACCAGUCGCUGCUGAGGAGAGGAAGAAAGUUGGACAUCAAACCAAACACUGUAGACAUUGGAAUGCCAUUGAAAUCGGAUAAGAAGAAGUGUAUCAGUAAUUUGAUUGCAAAACAUUACGGAAGUAAUUGGCGAAAUGAUAAAGCCUUAUCAUUUUUAAAAAGUGCCUUCGAUAAACUUCCUCUCCCAUCCACUUCAACCUCACGAGAUGGUAAUGAGGCCAAUACAGAGUUGUUUUGUUUAGAAGAAACUUUAGAUUUUGAUAUUUAG